Lactuca saligna is the source of this 2280-nucleotide messenger RNA. The record is from the annotation of a GenBank genome assembly. NCBI's taxonomy places the organism in Eukaryota, Viridiplantae, Streptophyta, Magnoliopsida, Asterales, Asteraceae.
AUGGCGUCUCUGCUGUGGCUAUGCUUCUUAGUAGCAAUUCUCCACCCAUCAUGCUUCACCAUUACAACCGCCAAACAAACUUACAUAGUUCAAAUGAACAAUCAUCAAAAACCCACAUCCUAUCUCACUCACCACGACUGGUACGAAGAUAGUCUGCAAUCUCUCGCUUCCACUAACCCCGAUGCCAUUCUAUAUUCCUACACUAACGCCUACCACGGUUUCUCCGCCUCCUUAGAUCUAGACCAAGUGGAGGCCCUCCGACAAUCGGAGUCUGUACUCGGGGUUUACGAGGAUACAGUUUACCAACUCCACACCACUCGCACUCCUGAGUUCUUAGGGAUCGAAAAUGAAUUGGGGCUGUGGUCUGGCCAUACGCCGCAGCAACUCAAUGCAGCGAGCCACGAUGUCAUCAUCGGCGUACUUGAUACAGGAGUUUGGCCGGAGUCGAAGAGCUUUGACGAUGCUGCUAUGCCCGCUGUGCCUGCUCGAUGGAAGGGUGAGUGUGAAGAAGGAGAAGAUUUCAAACCAACCGUCUGCAAUAAGAAACUGAUUGGUGCUCGGAAGUUUUCCAAAGGUUUCCGGUUGGCAGCCGGUGCUAUCUCGAAGGAGAAGGAGUCGCCGCGAGACCAAGACGGACACGGGACACACACUUCAACGACAGCGGCGGGGGCACAAGUGGGAAACGCCAGUUUGUUCGGGUUUGCUAGUGGGACGGCGCGUGGCAUGUCUGUCCACGCGCGAGUCGCGACGUACAAAGUUUGUUGGAAAACCGGUUGUUUUGGUUCAGAUAUCCUCGCUGGUAUGGAUCGGGCAAUUUCCGAUGGUGUUGAUGUGUUGUCCAUGUCCCUCGGCGGAGGUUCCGCGCCUUAUUAUCGCGAUACAAUUGCUAUCGGAGCAUUCAAAGCCAUGGAAAUGGGUGUGUUCGUGUCGUGUUCCGCCGGAAACAGCGGACCCGCUAAGGCAUCACUUGCCAACGUCGCUCCAUGGAUAAUGACCGUCGGUGCCGGAACUCUCGACCGAGAUUUCCCGGCUUACGCCGUAUUAGGGAACGGAAAACGUGUCACCGGCGUUUCUCUGUACAGUGGGAAAGGUAUGGGUGAUAAACCGAUUGAAUUGGUUUACUUCAACGACAAAGGAACCGGAAGUUCGAGUAAUUUAUGUAUGCCCGGUUCACUUCAACCGGAUGCCGUACGUGGUAAAGUAGUUUUUUGCGACAGGGGUGUCAAUCCACGUGUUGAGAAAGGUCAGGUGGUGAAAGAAGCCGGUGGUAUCGGAAUGAUACUAGGAAACACGGCGGAGAGCGGGGAGGAGUUGGUUGCCGACAGCCAUAUGCUACCGGCGGUUGCCGUGGGUAGAAAAAUCGGAGACGAAAUCCGUGAAUACUUGAAAACAGAGAAGAAUCCCAAAGCGUUGCUUAGCUUCGGAGGAACGGUGUUGGGCGUUAAACCGUCGCCGGUGGUGGCAGCAUUCAGUUCCAGAGGUCCGAACAUGGUGACUCCGCAGAUAUUGAAGCCGGACGUAAUUGGUCCCGGAGUCAACAUCCUGGCUGGGUGGUCAGAGGGAAUCGGGCCCACCGGGUUGGAAAUGGAUACCCGGAAAACCCAGUUCAACAUCAUGUCAGGUACAUCCAUGUCGUGCCCACAUAUCAGUGGCUUAGCAGCACUCAUAAAAGCGGCACAUCCAGGGUGGAGCCCUAGUGCGAUCAAAUCAGCGCUCAUGACCACCGCCUACACCGUCGACAACACCAAAUCACCGCUGCGUGACGCCGCCGGAGGCCAAUUCUCCACCCCAUUCGCCCAUGGAGCAGGUCACGUCGAACCACACAAAGCAAUUUCUCCCGGACUUGUGUACGACAUCUCAACGGAAGAAUACAUCGCCUUCGUCUGUUCAUUAGGUUACGACAUUAAACAAGUUCAAGCUGUCGUCAAUCGCGCUAAUGUCACCUGCGCCAGAAAAUUAGGCGACCCAGGACGAUUAAACUACCCAUCUUUCUCUGUUCUUUUUGGGAAAUCAAGAGUCGUGAGAUACACCCGGCAGCUAACAAACGUUGGCCUUGCCGGAUCUGCUUAUGAUGUAGUUGCAGAAGCGCCGGAGGGAGUUCAGGUCACCGUGAAACCAAAAAGGCUUGUUUUCAAGAAAGAAGGAGAUAAGAUGAGGUACACGGUUACAUUUGUCUCCCGGAAAAGCAACUCCGACGACCUUUUUGGGUCGAUAACUUGGAAGAACGCCGAGAAUCAAGUUAGAAGCCCGGUUGCUUUUGGUUGGGCCCGAGUUGUAUAA